Molecule: messenger RNA, 6496 nt
Organism: Pseudomyrmex gracilis
Lineage: Eukaryota; Metazoa; Arthropoda; Insecta; Hymenoptera; Formicidae
Product: centromere-associated protein E-like
Exons: 8
Coding region: 263-6337 (2024 amino acids)
Biological process (GO): microtubule-based movement
Molecular function (GO): ATP binding; microtubule motor activity; microtubule binding
Source: RefSeq, a predicted model, not a curated record
CGGUGCAGCCGGUGCACGCAUUCACCUCGAACUCUUUCUCUCUCUCGCUCUCUCACUCGGUACCAGAUCUCUGCAGGGUCCAGUCAAGGAAGAUGCGAGAGCUGGUGAUCGCUUCCUGAUACAUCGUCGUCAAUUUCCGAUCGACGAUCAAACCCCCCAACUCCUACAUGGUGAAAUUGACGUUCGAGCACGUCAAUGGAUAACAUCAGCGAGAUACAGACGGCCGGAUGACGCCACUCGUUGUCGUUCGCGACAUGGGAAUAUGGCGAAUAUCAAGGUGGCCGUGCGCGUGAGACCGAUAUCUGCUAGGGAAUUAAACUUGACGGGCUCCGAACUAGUGGUACGCACGAGUGAGCCGAACGAGAUCUUCCUGACGAAUUUGAAGGUGUCCUCGAGCAAGGCCGGAGACAGUCGCGAGAGAAUCCGGAGAUAUGGUUUUGAUUAUUGCUUCGAUUCGUCGAAUCCCGAAGCGAGGAAUUACGCCACUCAAGCAACGAUCUACGAGACGCUCGGCCAAUCGAUCCUGGACACCAUGUUCUCCGGAUAUAAUUCUUGUCUGGUGGCUUACGGGCAAAGCGCGUCCGGAAAAACCUACACCAUGACGGGCACGAAGGAGGAUCCGGGACUCAUUCCGCGACUUUGCGAGGGGAUCUUCUCGAGGGUUGAAGAGGAGAACGAGCGCGAGAGAAGCUAUCGCGUGACCAUUAGUUAUUUCGAGAUAUAUAACGAGAAGGUGAGGGAUCUUCUGAAGCCGUCGACGAGUGCGAGCGGGUUGAGAGUUCGAGAACAUCCUCGUCUAGGACCUUAUGUUCAAGGAUUAACGCACCACGUGGUCCGUACCCUGGGGUCGUUGAUGUCAUACGUUGAGGAGGGAACGAAGGCCAGGAAGACAGCGUCGACGCUUCAGAAUCCCAGCAGCAGUCGUAGCCACGCUCUGCUGACCGUCAAUCUCUCGCAGGAGACGAGCGAGCAGCGUCCUGACGCCAACGACUCCUCCAGAAGGCAGGAUGCCGCUCGCGCCAGCAGCAGCAGAUUGCACCUGGUCGAUCUGGCGGGCAGCGAGAGCGCGGCCACCUGCAGUGGCGUUCAUCGACUGAAGGAAGGCGCGAAUAUCAACAAAAGCUUGGUGGCUUUGGGAAACGUGAUAUCCGCACUUGCCGAAAGAGGUUCUACCGGAACUGGGCCAGGCAAAAGAUACAUCCCUUACAGGGAUUCCUCGCUCACUUGGCUGUUGAAGGAUGCACUCGGCGGAAAUGCUACCACCAUUAUGCUCGCCACGAUUUCCCCGGCCAGCGGAAGUUACAACGAAACCGCGCACACUCUGCGAUUCGCGCAAAGAGCGCAGAGCGUGGUCAACCGACCGAUGGUCAAUGAGGAUCCCGUGGAGAGAAUCAUCCGUGAACUGAAAGCUGAGAUUGCCCGACUGAAAUCCUUGUUACUGGAGAAGGAUAUCGACGGUAACACCCAAGCGCCGUGUUGUUGCGGCAAAGCUCAAAGUUCAAAGUACACAACGACGGAACUCUCACAUCACGAAGAACAGAUAUCGUCCUCCGAAAAAUCUGAUCGCAAAGACGAGUCGAAGGACGAAAAAUCUCUUUACGCGCUUUCGCUCAGAAGAUCCAACUCCAGCGACAGCGUGACGACCUGUGAAACCGGCUCUUCAGGUUUCAUCAGAAGGUUCAGUUCCUGCGAUCUGCAAUCCUCGGAUCGUUUUAACUACAAUCGAGCCAAGAUCACAGAAUUGAACGACGAGGAGGAUGAGGUCGUAGACGAGAUCAACGAACCUGUUUUCGUUGAUAUACCGACGCUCGUAGCGGUGUUGAUCAAGCCGGACGAUAGUCUACAGGAAUCGUCGACGCAGAUCGAAGAAAUCUGUUCCGACGAGGUGCAAGAGGAUUCUAUCGACACCGAUUUCAUAGAGGGCGGCAACGAGGAGUUCGAGGAAUCGGAAAAGAUCGAUUACAUCAAUUCCGACGAUCGCAGUAAUUUGACGAAUUUGUGUAACGGUUUGAAAGACACGGAAAUCGGCGAGCUUCAUCAUCAGAUUUCGCCGGACAGUUCCCCACGUAGUCCGUCAUCGGUCGGAAGAAACGAAUCGAGAGGAAAAUUCAGCAAGCAAAACUCCAUCGAUCUCCCGUCAUCGAACUUGAACGUCUCGAGAAAAUUCGGCUCGAUCGAAGGGAUCAGUAAGAGAAAAGAACCGAUAUUGAGUUUUCAGCGAUCGCACACAAAUCUGGAGAAACAUUCGUCGCUGGCCGAUCGUGGGAAAAAGCUGAACAAUAUCCGUGAGAUCGACGAUCACAAGGCGAGCACCAAGUCGGGAAAUAUCUGGAAGGCGAUCGGCAACAAGGAUCUCUUGCAGCGUAAGAGCAGCAAUGAGUCCGACAAGAGUCUAAAGGAAUCCAGCAGCGGCAGGACAUCCGGUUACGUCAGCAACAUCGGCAGAAAACCGAGUUUGGAGAACCUGAAGAGGAAGACCAGUAAAGACAGUAGUUCGAGCAGUUCCAAAGAGGAGCAGAUUUUGAUCUCGAACUUGACACGUGACAAACUAUUGCGCCGAAAGAACUCGUUGGAGCAGGAAGCGACGACGACGAGCGGAGGCAGAUAUCACACAGCUAUCCAGCGAGUGAAACGCUCCGAAAUCGUCGCUGCCGUUACCGAGAGACUCUAUUCAAGCAGAAAGCAACCAGAAGAGUCUAUGGACAUACGUUCACCGCCGGAAGGUAUCGACACGAAAGUAUCUAAUAAUCUCGUGACACGAUCAAAACUCCAGGAUAUCUCAAGGAAGAUGUUGUUGAGACGGCGAAGGGUUAACGUGGACACGCAGACAGAAGCGGCGUCGACUCUGCGCCUCAAAGAUACGGCGAGUCUGACGGACGACGAGCCGAAGGUGGUUCUUCAGGAUGCGGCAAUUCUCACAGACGAUCACACGGACGUCGUCGCGACUACGUCAACUCAACGGCUACCUGUUCUCCGAGUGAAGGACAUGGCCACGCUGACGGACCGACGACCGCAAACGGACAUUUUCCGUUGCAAGGACGUCGGUUGCCUAGCCAACGACCUCGAUUUCGACGACUACGAGCUGCACUCGUCGCGAAACGAUUCUGGCGUGCUGUCCGACGACACGCAGAAUUACGAGAGCAACUUGUCGAGCGCCGAGGUGUUCGAACUUUCUCCAGAGGGUGACAAAAAAGUGCCGUACGCGGACAGCUCGACCAACACGUCCAAUCUCGUAUUGUCCGGUAAAGAUUCGGCGAUGCAAACGGUGCGUCGAGAAGUGGCAAAUCGGGAAUUGACAAAUCAGAAAGUGGUGAAUCAAAAAGUGACGGAUCAGAGGGAGAACUCGGAGAACAGAAGUUGCGGUCAUUGUUGCAGUCUGAUUCAUCAGCACCCGCAGUGCUUGGUGUCACCCCCGACGAACAGUAUCGAGAAAAAUAUCAUCUCCAUAUCUUUACCGGACAUGAUCAACAUAACUAUAGAAAGUACAAACGGACUGGAGUCGAGGAUUGCUGUGACGGACGGCGAUACAGCGUCCGAUACAGCGGAAGAAAAACCGAAAUCCAUUUAUAGUGAUAAGGAAUCCCAAACGAGUGAGAUCAAAUGCGAGGAGUCUUCUCCGCAAGACCCCGCAGUCAGAUCAACAGCCGUUCAAGCGGACGGCAGAGUCUUCAGGAUCGAAAACAUCUUCCAAGAUACGAGGACCAAGAACUGCUACGAUGCCGUGUCUUCCGAUUCGAGGAGAGAAGUUGCAACGAAGAAGUCGGUGACCUUGAGAAAUUCUCGAGGCACGGAAUACUCGUCCGUUAUCGAGAUGACGGAAAAUGGCGCGGAAACGGAAUGGGACGAGAUGCAGCCCGUUGAAAAAAUUUAUCAGACAAAACGGCCGAUCGUCAAGAGUUUAACGCAAGCUUUUAUCGCUAAGAGACGCAGUUACAGUGCGAGUCCAGAAAGAACGGCGUACGAAUUUAUCGGUCGAGAUUCGGAAAGACCGAACUCUUCCGAGACAAUGGGACUGUGGAAAAACUGGACUCUUCCAUAUUCACAAAAAUUAUCGAGACUCAUCGAUUGUUAUAGCAGAGAGACGCAACUUCCUGCGCAACGAGACACUAAGGUGGAACAAGCUGAUCACUUUUCUACUUCUACGAUGAGCAACGAAUAUACUCAUGCUGAUCAAAUUUCGAACGGAACGGUUCAAGAAUUAUCUGAUCAAAAUUUCCGCCUCGAUAAAUCGGAGAAAUUGAAAUCCGUCUCGAUAAACAGUCUGUUGGGCUACGAUUGUAAUUUCUCGGACGACAGUCUUGAUCGUGACGAAGAUAAUUUCACAGAAAACGUAACUGACAAAAACGUCGAAGACUCGGAAAAGCACGAAAAGUACGAGAGUCUUUGUCCUCCGGAUGUCGUCGCGCAUACGAAGAAGGAAAUCUCGAAGUCGACGAGUCACGCAGACUCGAUCGGUGUCGAAUCAGUGGACAACGAUUUCGACGACAACGAAGUGUCAUUGCCGAAGAAAAAACUGACUGAAAUAUCAGACAAGAAGAGUCCAAUUCAGGAUUACAAGGCGUUGAUUCUAGGAACGUCGUCUUAUGUCGCGGGCAGCGAUUCCGAAGAAGAAACAACCGCGAAAGCGUACAACCAGUCGGAUAUCGUCAGCAGGAAGAAAGUGUCCUUCUCAGAGCCUAGCAGUCCGGAAGAAAUAACCGACACGCUUGCGACUAGUCGCAACACUUUGACGCCGAGACAAAACUCUUUAAAAUCUAUUAUUAAGAAAAUCAAACCUGUGACUGAAAACUCGAACGUUGCUCGGCAGAAUAUCGAAACCGAUCGACCCUUGCGGAAGAAAGAAGUAGAAUCGGCGAGAAACGAGAAGAUUUCGUCUGCUUUCGACGGAAAUCGAGAUUCCGAAAACUCCGAAGAGUCGCUGAACGAUCACAAAGCGGAGAUCUCUAAUGAGGAUUACGAGGAGACUUGCAACGAAUCGGACAACACCGUCAACAGCGACGAGGACAUCUGUUAUCACAUGAUACCGAGGAGAAAUAUUCUCGAAGAGUAUCUGAACGAAGCGAUGACCUUCAUGCGCAACAUGAACUCUAUCAACGAGUACAUGAGUGCCACUAGCAUGUUGGACAGCUACAAGAAACAUCGUAGAAGACGAAGAGGUAAUCGUGGGAACAGGACAAACAUGGACAAGAAUUACAUGCAGUACCGAGGUCGAAAGGUGAGCCUGAAAGAUGACACCGACAAGUACCUGAAGCCGAGCAAGGACGAUAUCGUCGCUGCUGAGUCCUACGAGAAAUGUAUAAGAGGCAUCGAGAGAUUAGAGGCGUGCAUCGACAGGGUCAGCAAGCACAACCAGGUUCUUCAAGACAGAUAUAGCAUCAGCGUUGAGUCUGCUGGCGCUAAAUCGGGUUUAGCGAAAUCCAGCAUAGAUUCAAAGCUGUUCUCUUCCGGUUGUUCGGGAGACAACGUGAUUCGCCGAUGCGGGAAGAACGCAGUUGUCGAAAACGGUGCGGAUAGUUGCGACGAAUCGAGUUUCUCCAGGAUUUCUUCACCCUUUUUGUCUUCCAUUCAGACUCAAGACGUCACGAGACGCUCGGCGUUGAACGGGACAGAGAAAUACGGAGAAGAGAUUGUCGGUAAAUUCGGCAAACGGGAUCUCGACGAGAGGAACAACAACGUCACAUCCGACGACGAUCUCGAGCGUAAGAUCUUCCGUCAGCUGAUGAGCGCGGUCGAUUCCAGAAAGUGCCGGAAUCCAAGGAGGGAGAAACAUCUGCGGAAAAUAACCGAUCUCGGGUCGCAAAGCCCGACGACUUAUUCUAAAGUUUGGGAAGCUUUCCGACAAGACGCCUCCGGAAUCAUUAAUUUCGACGAAGUUUCCGUCGCCGGGGAUUAUCUCGGCGACAUUCGCGGAAUCGAAAGCAGUCUCGAAGAUUUCAAGAGAACGAAACUAUCGGAUGCGGAGGAUACCGAUUCGAAGACCGAUUCUGUCUGUUCCACGGUCGAUUUCGAGGAAACCUGCUACGAUCGCAACAAAUUGUCGAAAAGAAACGAUAAUCUCCCGAGAAUCGAGAUGCCGAGCGAGUCGACGAGAUAUUCCAAUUGUACGACAGAUCAUCAUUCUGCGAAAUCGACGGGACAGACGUUCAACGUUGAGGAGGAUAUCGCACUGAGAAAUACGCACAUAAUAAAAGACAGUUUAAAGAUCGAACCGACGAAUUCUAGACUCGACUCGCCUUUGGAACUGAAGUAUCCCAGCAGUCCAAGGGCGAAAUUCUUGGAACUUCUAAGAGAGAGAAGACGAAUCGUGGAAAACAGCAGGAGUGCAAACGCGUUUUAAGAAGAUCUCGUUCGCGCACAAAAAUGUAAAUCUGUUUUUCACGUUGCGCAUUGUGUAUUUUUAUUAUAUUACUUUUAUAAAAUAAUAUCCGUUUGAGAAAUGUUAACUAAGAUAACACACUGUACAUAUGUACAACCUUAAUAACAUUCGCUUUAGUAU